UUUCAUCACCUUUCGUUCUUCUUCUUCUUCUUCUGCUGUCUCUCUCUCUCUCUCUCUUUCUCUCUCUGAUUUCAGAGAAUCCGAGGGAAACCCGAAAGGGGCUCGCGAUCAGGUAUCACUGCAGCCAUUUUCUAACCAUGGAGUUGUUAAAUUCCAUGCCUCUUUGUAAUCCUUAAACACUUGGUCAGCUGUGGAAUAUAAGUAUAUUCUCUGCGGUGGUUGUUGCUCCUUUGUACCAGUUGAGUUUUUAGUUCCGUCGCCGAGUCGGUGCUUGAAAUUCGCAUGCACAGCAUAUUCAGGUUGAGCCCGCGAAGGGAAAUUCGUAAUCUUUGCGUUGUCGAAUUCAUUUGAGAUGAGAAAGUGUAGGAAAAGAGAAGGAGAUAGCUGGGUCAGUUGAGGAAAUAGUAUUUGGUGGGGUUAAGUGAUCAAAGGGGAGUUAUUUGGAAAUGGCGUGCCGAGGGUUUUUGGGAUGCAUACUGAAGCUCUUGAACUUCUUGUUGACACUUGCUGGUCUGGCGAUGGUGGGCUAUGGGAUCUACUUGUUUGUCGAGUACAAAAGAUCAUCCAGCGGCACUGUCGGUUACUCGCCCAUCGGCGCUGAAGAGGGGUUGGUACAGCUUGGCCGUCCCUUGCUCGUGACGGUCUCUCUCUCGGCCAGUAUUUUAGAUAGUCUGCCCAAAGCUUGGUUCAUAUUCUUGUUUAUCGGUGUUGGAGUGGUCCUCGUCAUCAUAUCUUGCUUUGGAUGUAUCGGUACUGUAACUAGGAAUGGUUGCUGUUUGACUUGUUACUCAGUCUUGGUAAUUUUGUUGAUCUUGGUGGAGCUGGGGUGUGCUGCGUUUAUAUACUUCGACAAAAGCUGGGAAGAUGAUGUGCCUACUGAUAAAACUGGGGACUUUGACAUGAUAUAUGACUUUCUGAAAGAGCACUGGACCAUAGUCAGAUGGGUGGCUCUUGGAGUGGUGCUAUUGGAGGCAUUGGUCUUCUUGUUGACUCUGAUUGUUAGGGCAGCAAACAGACCUGCUGAGUAUGACAGUGAUGAUGAAUAUGUUGCCUCACGACAACAGACCCGGCAGCCAUUGCUGAGCCGGCCACUGCCACCGCCACAGCCAGGUGCAGGCGUUCCAGUGGCCGGUGCCCUGGAUCAGCGGCCAAGCAGAACUGAUGCUUGGAGUACUCGAAUGAGGGAAAAGUAUGGGCUUGAUACUGCUGAGUUCACAUACAAUCCAACCGAGUCGAACAGAUACCAGCAAGUGCCGACGCAGCCAACGGAAGAAAGGAGCCGCUGCUCUAUCAUGUGACAAUGGAUGUGCAGCAGCCUUUUCUCCCUUUCUGUUUAUUCCCACUCCUCCUGUCUCUUCCCAUUUGGUCAUGCAUAACCAUUUGUUGCUUGUAGGAUAUGUACUCCAAAAACAGUUUUCUUGCGGUGGACUUGGCAACUUUCAUAAAGCUGGAUCAAAUUUGUGUACUUGAA
Messenger RNA from Rhodamnia argentea, 1471 nucleotides. RefSeq names its product tobamovirus multiplication protein 2A-like. Gene Ontology annotation, cellular component: membrane. The record is from RefSeq and is a predicted model, not a curated record. The transcript has 8 exons. Lineage: Eukaryota; Viridiplantae; Streptophyta; Magnoliopsida; Myrtales; Myrtaceae. Bases 447 to 1298 code for a protein of 283 amino acids.